AUGGGGAUCGACUUCAACCAGCAAUCCGGCAAGGUGAUCUCACCGAGCAAGCUCGCGCACGUCGUGCUACGCACAAACAACUUCGAGCGCAUGGUACAAUAUUACAAGGACUUUCUGGGAGGCACGACGGUGUAUGAGAACGGAUUCAUCGCCUUCCUCACCUACGAUGACGAGCACCACCGUAUCGCCAUCGCCUCCGUCCCGGGCACAGCGGACAAGAAUACAAAGUCGUGCGGCCUCGAGCACAUCGCGUUCAGCUUCGACUCGCUGUCCGACCUGCUGCUCGCCUACCGGCAGCGCAAGAGCAAGGGCAUCGAGCCCGUCUGGCCUGUCAACCACGGCCCCACAACUUCCAUCUACUACCGAGACCCAGACGGCAACAUGAUCGAGACCCAGGUGGAUAACUUUGAGAACCCGGAUGACGCGACUGACUUCAUGCGGUCCGAGAACUUUGCGGAGAACCCCGUGGGGACCGACUUUGACCCCGAGGACUUCAUUGCGCGGUUGGAGAAGGGCGUUCCUGAGAAGGAAUUACACAAGCGCGUCGAGAUCGGUCCGAGAGGAUUCCCCGAUUUCGCUUGA
Thyridium curvatum is the source of this 582-nucleotide messenger RNA. RefSeq lists its product as uncharacterized. Gene Ontology annotation, molecular function: catalytic activity; ferrous iron binding. Lineage: Eukaryota; Fungi; Ascomycota; Sordariomycetes; Thyridiales; Thyridiaceae. The record is from RefSeq and is a predicted model, not a curated record. The coding region runs from base 1 to 582 and encodes 193 amino acids. The transcript has a single exon.